AUGACCGCCGUCGACACCAGACAGCACAGACACCCACAUGUUACGGAACACAGGCACCCUCCCUUACUCCCAACAAUCUCGGAGGAAUCACGCUCCUCUUCACCCCGGCAGUCCAAGCCCGACUGGCCAUGGGACAGCGACGACGAAGAGUACAUCGAGAACGCUCCACCACAGACGGACGCCCACGCACGCCUAGGCUGGGAGAUUGCCGAGUACCGCGAGCGCAGGCACCUGGGCGAUUCUGACGCGCCCGACGACGAGCUGUACGCUGUCCCUGCUGAGACUUUACCAAACGUACGAACACCCACGAUUCUCGUAACCCCCCCGCCUGCGAGACCCCGAAUCUCGCCUUUCGAGUGGGAUUCGCCUUCACCACGUUUCGAGCCCGGUCUCCAAUUUGGCGAGUGGGGCGAUUGGGGACAGAGUGCCGGUGGGAGUCGUGGACUGUCCCCGAAUCUCGAGGCUGUGUCGCCUCGCUCGGCCAAGUUCGACUUGUCUGCGCCCCUAUGUGGUGAGGGCAUGCCCUCGCUUGCCACACCCCUUCGUUCCUCACACGAGCGGCGCUUCUCUAACCCAUCACUCCGCCAGCCACGCUUCUCCGAUCCCGAUGAGUGGUAUUCCUGUCAUUCUAGCGGUGGGUCAUUCGGCAUGCUGGAUGUUCAACGGCGCAGCGUCGACGUCCAGGCCAUCGCAUGCUGGAGACUCGACGUGUUCGAGGAGUGUGGGGGAUGGCCAGGGAGGGCUGCGCCCGUCGGCGUGCUUGAGAGUUAUGGCGGUUCUGCGGUCAAGGGUGAAGGCGUAACUGGGCGCAUAGGCGGCGAGGAGGGGUCAGUAAGAGCCAAGGGCGUACGUGAGUAG
Molecule: messenger RNA, 858 nt
Organism: Cutaneotrichosporon cavernicola
Lineage: Eukaryota; Fungi; Basidiomycota; Tremellomycetes; Trichosporonales; Trichosporonaceae
Exons: 2
Coding region: 1-858 (285 amino acids)
Source: RefSeq, a predicted model, not a curated record